GUAUUGAACCCCAGCAUGGCAGAACGCAGGACCUUCUAUCGUUUCUUUUGCUGCUGCUGUCAUGAGGAGGCACCAGAGAAGAGUCCACUGAUCAGUGAGACACUCUUGUACUUUGACCGGGAGGUGAAGCGUCGGAGAGCAGAAGAGGCAAACUUGUGGAAUGAGCCCCAAGAUGUGUCUCACACAGAAAGAGAUGAUGAUCGUGAUCUAUACAACUUACUUCAGAAAAGAGCAAGGACACGGAGGGGUUCAGAGGGCUACCGCCGGCUUAGUUUUGAUAUCAGUGCCCACAGACAGAUACGUAAAGAUGUGAAGGAUCGUUGGAGGGUGCUUCUGGACAAUCUAGGUUUUCGUAAUGAAGCAGACUCUUUGCUCAAUGUGCAUUCUAAUACCUCCUACAAUAGUAUGCGGAACCCCACAGAGGCUCGUCAUCUGCUCAACCUGUUAGCCGAGGAGACUAGCAUAUUUGAGCAGCCCAACCUUCCACCUCCUGAGAGGUACCUGUUUGUUCUGGACCGGCUCAUUGUUCUUGACAUGGGAACAGAAUUUGUAUCGAUUGCCAGACGAUUUUAUCCCCCUGAGACUCUGGAAAGCAGCGAAAAGGAGAGUGUGGAGCCUGGCACUGCUGUCCUGGUAAGCCCAGGCUCGCAGGAGGUGGGAAAUGGUGGAGACAAGGAGGAAGAAGAGUGCAUGGAAUUGGACGAAGAAAGCUUCCUGGUCAACCUCACCGAGUGAUCUUUGGAGCCACUAUCAGCCUUCCUAUGUUACCUAUUGUCUGCAUCUUUAUGUUUUCUCUAUGCAUCUUAAGAACAAUAGUUUGUUCCCUAUAAUUGCCAGAUUGUGAGCAGAGUUGAGAGCUGCAUUUACAUGUAUCACUCAUCCCAAUUCAGAUCCAUUAUUUGCUGUCAGCAGAUCGCUGUUUACACAGGGUCAAGUCGCUGCUCAGAAAGGAUGGUUUAAGGUUUCUGCAUCAACAAUGUUUUUACCUUGCAUUAUCAUCAUCAUCAAUGCUUUCUAGGGUUUGCUCGUUCAUAGGUCGAAUAGAGGGACAUUUUGAAAGGGCAAUUAUCGGGAAUGUUUCACCUGUUUCAUGUUUCAAAAGUCAUAGCAACCUCCCCAUACCUACAUAUUUUCUGAAAGCAGACACCUGGCACAUUGUCAAAAUGUCAUUCACUACUUUAUACACAUCGGCACCUCCAUGCAAUUUUGUGUCAAAGUAAAAAUUUUCAUAAAUAUUGCAUAAAACUUUACAUAAGUUAUAAGUGUAAACUAAUCAGAAAGUUGUAAGCAGAAGACUUCAUAAAAAAUAAAAGUUCAACGUGUGCAGAGUUCAUACACACCAUUUAGGCUACUUUCACA
Messenger RNA from Bufo bufo (common toad), 1359 nucleotides. RefSeq names its product melanoregulin-like. Lineage: Eukaryota; Metazoa; Chordata; Amphibia; Anura; Bufonidae. Gene Ontology annotation, biological process: melanosome transport. The transcript is spliced from 5 exons. The record is from RefSeq and is a predicted model, not a curated record. Bases 16 to 735 code for a protein of 239 amino acids. Gene Ontology annotation, cellular component: melanosome.